Chiroxiphia lanceolata (lance-tailed manakin) is the source of this 3566-nucleotide messenger RNA. It is a transcript of the gene PARG, whose product is annotated as poly(ADP-ribose) glycohydrolase. Gene Ontology annotation, molecular function: poly(ADP-ribose) glycohydrolase activity. Gene Ontology annotation, cellular component: nucleus; cytoplasm. Bases 134 to 2992 code for a protein of 952 amino acids. The record is from RefSeq and is a predicted model, not a curated record. The transcript has 18 exons. Gene Ontology annotation, biological process: ATP generation from poly-ADP-D-ribose; carbohydrate metabolic process; nucleotide-sugar metabolic process. NCBI's taxonomy places the organism in Eukaryota, Metazoa, Chordata, Aves, Passeriformes, Pipridae.
CCCGCCGCGCCUCGGGAACGGCCAGGCGUGCGGGGCGGAGGAUGCGGACGGGCCGAGCCGCUACCGCAGCGACGCGCCGUCCCCGGGGGGCGGGUACCGGCCGGCCCCGGCGGGCAGGGCAGCCCCGCCGAGGAUGAGCGCGGGCUGCGGGCGGGAACCGCCGCUCAAGAGAGCCCGGCUCGGCCCCGGCAGCCCCGGCGGCGCCCAGGGACAGCGGCAGGACGGGCCCGCGGGCAGCCCCGCCACCGCCGUGGGGAACAAAGUUUGCAAACAGCAGACAAUUACCAGUUGGUUGGAGAAUAAAAGACCCAAGACAACGGAGUCCAAAAGCUCACACAGCAAAAUUAAUAACAAUACUGAAGUAAAUCCCAAGAUGACUUCCAUUAAAAAAGAGAACUUUUGUGAGCAUGAUGUGAAAAAGCUAGAGAGCACUUGUCAGCAAAAUUACACAAAAAUGUCUGUGGAAGUUGGUGCAAAGCCUGUAAAUUUGCUUCAGACGGGCAACACGUGUAGCUGGGAGGCUGAGGACAAAGACACAGCCUUGGAUACAGAUCCUGUGAAGGGGCCGCAGUCUGGAGACCUCUUUAAAAAUGCCAACAUUGACCAGAUGCACAAAACUGGCCAGCAGGCCCAGAGAGGCUGUGAGGAAAGCAGUGAGAGUUGGACUCAGAGGAAGUUGUCAUCAGGCCAGUCUUUGAAAACAGGAAAUACAAACCCUCCUUCCAAAGACAGUGACGCAGACGGACAGGUGGCUUCGUGCAAUUCACAGAAGCCGAAGAGUUGCAAUUCUGUCUGUUUAAUGGGUGAACAAGAGGAAGGAGAUGUAAUUCCAGAAAGUCCACUUUCAGAUGCUGGUUGUGAUGCCUGUAUACCUGAUCUUGGAGGUCCUGGGAAACUGAGCAAAUGUCAGAGCAGUUCAGGGGACUCACCUGCUUUUGAGAAAGAGAGUGAACCAGAGUCACCAAUGGAUGUAGAUAAUUCCAAAAAUAGCUGCCAUGGGUCAGAGGCUGAUGAAGAAACAAGUCCAUUUCUGGAUGAGCGAGAGGACAAUAAUAUGUCAAAAUCCAUAAACAGAUCUUUCAGAAUUCAAUAUGGGGAUGCUGAAUUGGAGUCUAGAAAGUCACGUUUUUCUGCCAAGGUCUGUGGAAGCUUUGAGGAAACAGAUAAUUCGGUUAAGGAGGAUGGUCUGCAUACAAAGCCACCUGGAAUCUCUCCUGCUCCAUCGUCAGAAUUCAAAGGUGCAAAACAGAGUGUGAAGAGAGACUCCAAAAUCACCUCUCACUUCAUGAGGAUACCUAAAGUUGAGGAGAAAAGCAGGAAAGAAAAGUGCGAAUUCAAACCCCAGAGGCCAGGAAGGAAGAUUCCUAAAUAUGUGCCACCUCCUCUUCCAAGUAACAAGAAGUGGUUUGGGACACCGAUCGAGGAGAUGAGGAGGAUGCCGACGUGUGGGGCCCGUCUGCCUCACCUGCGCCCCUCCGCCAAUCACACAGUGACUGUCAGGGUAGAUCUUCUGAGGGAAGGAGAGGUACCUAAACCUUUUCCAACUCACUACAAAGAUUUGUGGGACAACAAGCAUGUUAAAAUGCCCUGCUCAGAACAAAAUUUAUACCCUGUAGAGGAUGAGAAUGGAGAUAGAACUGCUGGAAGUCGAUGGGAGCUAAUCCAAACUGCCUUACUUAACAAAUUUACCUGCUCACAUGACUUGAAGGAGGCCAUACUGAGGUACAACGUUGCUUAUUCCAAGAAAUGGGACUUCACAGCUCUUACUGACUUCUGUGAGAAGGUUCUUGAAGAUGCAGAGGCUCAACAUCUCUUCCAAUCCAUUCUUCCUGAUAUGGUCAAGCUGGCACUCUGUCUCCCUACUAUCUGCACUCAGCCAAUACCUCUACUGAAACAGAAGAUGAAUCACUCCAUCACCAUGUCACAGGAACAGAUCGCCAGCUUUCUGGCCAAUGCUUUCUUCUGUACUUUUCCACGUCGCAAUGCGAAGAUGAAGUCUGAGUAUUCUAGUUAUCCAGACAUUAACUUCAACAGAUUGUUUGAAGGAAGGUCACCAAGAAAGCCUGAGAAGCUUAAGACCCUUUUCUGCUAUUUUAGAAGAGUCACAGAAAAAAAACCUACGGGAUUGGUGACGUUUACAAGGCAGUGUCUCCAGGAAUUUCCAGACUGGGAGAGAUCUCAGAAAAAACUAUCUAGACUGCAUGUCACCUAUGAAGGCACCAUCGAAAGCAAUGGACAAGGUAUGCUACAGGUUGAUUUUGCAAACCGUUUUGUUGGAGGUGGUGUGACUGGGGCAGGACUAGUACAAGAAGAAAUUCGGUUUUUAAUCAAUCCAGAACUGAUUGUAUCGAGGCUCAUCACUGAAGUCUUGGAUCACAAUGAAUGUCUUAUCAUCACAGGUACUGAGCAGUACAGUGAGUAUACAGGCUAUGCAGAAACUUAUCGGUGGGCAAGAAGCCAUGAAGAUAAGACCCCAAGGGAUGAAUGGCAACGCCGCCACACUGAAAUUGUUGCUAUAGAUGCAUUUCACUUCAGACGUUUCCUUGAUCAGUUUGGUCCAGAGAAAAUUAGAAGAGAGCUCAACAAGGCCUACUGUGGCUUCUCUCGACCCAAUGUUCCACCUCAACAUCUCUCUGCAAUAGCCACAGGAAACUGGGGAUGUGGUGCCUUUGGAGGGGACUCCCGAUUAAAAGCCUUAAUACAGAUAUUGGCAGCUGCUGAGGCUGGACGUGAUAUUGUUUAUUUUACCUUUGGAGAUGUGGAGCUGAUGCGGGAUAUUUACAGCAUGCAUACUUUUCUCUGUGAGAAGGGCCAAACUAUUGGGGACAUUUAUAGGCUGUUGCUGAGAUACUACAAUGAAGAAUGCAGAAACUGUUCCACUUCAGGACCAGAUGUCAAGCUGUACUCUUUCAUAUACAACACCAUUGAGUCCUAUGCAGAUUCUACUGAUGAUGAUGAUGAAGAAGAAAAAGGGUUGUGCUUUGAAGAUUAAAAUAAAUGUAUCUGAUCAGAAUAAUGUUUAUCUCCUCCCACUGGUAUAUUGUGUGAAAUGCUGGACAUAAUGAAUGAGCUGGCUUAACUCAAUCUAUAUUUACUGCAUUGGUAGUUAUGUAUAACAUUCAAACAAAAAAACUCCAAACACCUUUGAGAGACUAGAUUUAUUUGUUUGGUUUCAUACAUGAAAACCUUGUUCAUGUGUGUACAGAAAAAUUUCUUUGGUAAGUCUGGAUUGUGUUAUACCUUGUUAAGUAAAAUAUUUUGGUACAUGUGUAUUUCACUCAAGAGAUUGCUGAAAGACUUUAGAAUAUUUCCCUGUACUCCUUUGCCUUUAUUUUUCAGAACUCUUAUGCAGAUUCCUUACACAGACUCAGAGCUGGAGUGCAGGCAGCCAUGGAGCUCUGGGAUGAUGUCAGAGAGAAGCGCUGUAAUGAUUGUUCUUGCUGAAAAUUGUCAUAAUCCUUAAGACUACCAUGGUGCCAUCAGUGUUCUUACCAAAGUUUUCGUUCGUUUAACUUAAAAUGUCCUGGGUUUAAUCUAUUUUUUUAAUAAAUGGUUAAAAAUUGAAA